AUGAAGAUCGCUGUCGUUACCUCGUUCCUUUGCUUGAUGGCCUCAUCCGUCACGGCAUUUGCUCCUAGUGCUGCCUUCUCCCGUGGCAUCUCCACUCAAAUUUUCGCCGAGGACCCUGAGGAAGAAGAAGGACUUGACUUGAACUUGGAGGAAAUGUUUGACAUGUUCGAUGCUGCUGAUAAGGACGAAUCGUUCGAUGAUGCUAUCAAGAAGGUCAAGACUGAGGAAUAA
Cylindrotheca closterium is the source of this 231-nucleotide messenger RNA. The record is from the annotation of a GenBank genome assembly. Lineage: Eukaryota; Bacillariophyta; Bacillariophyceae; Bacillariales; Bacillariaceae.